Molecule: messenger RNA, 1930 nt
Organism: Caenorhabditis sp. 36 PRJEB53466
Lineage: Eukaryota; Metazoa; Nematoda; Chromadorea; Rhabditida; Rhabditidae
Source: the annotation of a GenBank genome assembly
AUGGUCUGCGCCGGUCCCGGAAGUGACAAGUGCGCCCCGCUGGGCGUCAUCGACCAAGAACCCGCGACGGCGAUCAAUGGAGAAGAUGGCGCCGGGGAGCACAACGGUUCGUGCAUUUGUCGCAAUUAUUUGUGGCACGAAUUUCGAAUUUUCCAUUAUUUCCCUUGGGAAAUACGAUUUUUAGCGGUUCUUUUGGGAGAAUCCCGGGAAACUUGUCCGGUUUCUGGCCUAAAGUUCCGUACCAAUGAAAGGAAACAAGCUCCGACCCCCUUUUCCCUACCGAAUUUGCCGAUUCGGCUGGAAAUGCGAUUUUCGUGAUAAUUUCGCUGAUUUCCGACAAAACAACUUGAAUUCGAGCGCCAGGCAUCAUUUUUGACAAAAAACUCGUGUCUGUUAGCCAAAUCUGAAGGCCUGGGAGAGCUUGGCGGUUACAAUUGACAACAUGAGUUUCUGCAUCUUCAGAUUCACAUGAACAGGUAUUUUGCAGAACCGAAUUGCUCUGCGCCACCUCCAGAACGCGUGAAACUGUCGGAGCAGCAGAAAAUGGCGAUGAAAGUGGUAGAAGAGGCCACGUUUCAGCGACUUUUCAUCUACGUUAGUGAUGUGCCCAGUUUUCCUAAUAUUUGAACUUUUCAGGGCGGCCCGGGUACCGGCAAGACGUUUUUUCUGCAUAGAACACUGGAAUACUUGGCCGUGAAGAAGGAGCGCCGAGUGUUGUGUUUGUUCCGAACUCCGGCCGAAUACGAGGAGUUCGAAUGUCAACUCGAUGAAAAUUUGAGUCUGAGAAUUGGCGGAAACAUCCUUUUACACAAAGAUGUUGUCGAGAAACUAUUCAAAAAUGGCAAGAAGGUCGAUGGAAAAUGGAUUUUUACAGAUGUUUGUGACAUUGAUCUUCUUUCCUGUAAAUUCCGUUGAUUUUUCUCUGUAGGACGUAUUCGAACCGUUCGGAAUCAUGAUGAUCUGCGUCUGGGACAUGAUCACCCGCCAUUUUGUUCUCGACAAGCGAUUUAUGCCCCUUUUUGAUGUACUUAUAGCUGGUAUUCAUUUAAAAUGUUCGCAAAAACUUAUCAGUGUUUCUAGAAAACGUCGCCUCGUGGAGACUGCAUCGUCUGAAGUUGUUUAUGGAGAAACCGAUGAUCGUUUCGUUCAAACCGUCGGACGAGCGAAUGAGGGAGACACUGGAGUGCGUGAGUGGACUGGAUUUCAACGGCCCCCAGAAUCAGAUUACGAAUUUCGACGAUGCGCACACAUUUUUUGUGAGAAAAUUCACAAAGUUUUCAUCAACAAAAAACAACACAAUUUCAGGCGGACUUCAAGAUGAAACUUAUCGAAUUGGAGAAGAGCGAAAGUGUUAACAGACGGAAGAAUUAUGUAAAAAUGGCCGAAGAGUAUAGAAUUGCGCAUAAACUUACAAUGUCGCUGGUGACCUGGAGAGCCGACACUGAUCCUAUUUAUGUGAUCGCCGAUGAGCAGAGACAGGUACUCAAGUUUGAGCCCAAACUUUGCAGGCUUUGAAUUGAAGUACUUUAGGCCCGAGUUUUAGACCAAUCAUUCCAAGUCUAAAAAGUCUGCGAAGUUUUAAUCAAAUCGGAAAAUUGCACUUGUUCAAAGUUCAAAAGUUCAGACCUCAAAAAGGCCGUUCCAUUUUUCAGAUCGAACGAAUUCGUACUUGUAUGAAAGAGCGCACUGGUCUCCUUUCGAUCCCCUUCAGUUUACACCGCAUCGAUGCGCCCUUAUUCUUCCGAUCACUGCCCCCGAACACGUGUUACACUGUUUAUAUGUUGACAAAAGAAACGACUUAUCAUGAACGUUCGUUUUGUUCUCAUUUUUGUCCAUAAAAAUAGAUAAUUCAGGUGAUUUCGACCUGCUAACACGCGAAUCCGCUCAUUUCGUACUCGCUCGAGCUGAACUGACUUGGCCGGAGGACUAG